Messenger RNA from Rhagoletis zephyria (snowberry fruit fly), 1794 nucleotides. RefSeq lists its product as uncharacterized. The record is from RefSeq and is a predicted model, not a curated record. Lineage: Eukaryota; Metazoa; Arthropoda; Insecta; Diptera; Tephritidae.
AUGAGUUUAUGUCCGAAUAUCUCCAACUCGGUCACAUGCAACCUGUGCUUUGACUUUGAGCCGCAGCCUGUCUGCUAUAUUCCCCACCACGGUGUUUAUAAAGGCUCAAGCUCAACUACAAAACUACGAACCGUUUUUAACGCAUCACGUAAAAUGAAAUGUGGUAGGUCACUAAACGACUGCUUGCUUGUUGGACCAAAGCUCCAAAACGAUUUAUCCGCAAUUAUAUUGAAUUGGCGAUGGCACAAGAUCGCAUUUACGGCCGACAUCGAAAAAUGUUUCCGACAAAUCUUGGUUGACCAUAAGGACGCAGAUAUGCAACGAAUCUUUUGGAAAGAUGAACAUGGCCAGCCUUGCCUAUAUCGCUUACUUACAGUAACUUACGGACUCAACUGUUCGCCUUACUUAACCAUUAAAGUUCUCCAUACUUUGGCGAAAGAUGAGGGUACAGAAUUUCCAGAAGCAGCAGAUGUUUUAAAGGAAUGUUUUUACGUAGAUGACUGUUUAAGCGGCGCUAGCUCUGUUGAUAAGGCAGUGGAAUUACAACAGCAAUUACAGAUUUUGCUACAGCGCGGCGGAUUUACACUGCGAAAAUGGAAUUCCAAUUCCGGAGAUUUUCUUCAAAAAAUUCAAGGAACAAAUGCCAAUAAAAUAUGUGCGCUUGAUUCGGACCAAGACACUAAAGCACUGGGAAUUUAUUGGUCAUGCCAGGAUGACUAUAUUGGGUACAAGGUAAAAGUGAGCGUAGUUUCCGUAGCAAUCACUAAAAGACAGCAGCUUUCCGACGUUGCAAAAAUUUAUGAUCCUGCUUGCUUGCUGGCUCCUAUCAUCAUCACUGGCAAGCGUAUGUGCCAAGAUCUUUGGCGUACCGGAUGUACGUGGGAUGACCCGAUUCCCGAACCUUACCAGAGUGAAUGGAUAAAAUUCCGUGAUGAGAUGCCACUGAUGGAAAACGUAGAAAUUCCGAGGUGGCUUUUCACAGCGGACGACAUAGAAGAAGCUCAGUUGCACGUAUUCUGUGACGCGUCAUCAGCAGCCUUCGCAGCCGUCGCGUAUCUACGGGUGACGCAGUUGAACGGUGAAAUAAAAGUAUCUAUUAUCAUGGCGAAGACCAAGGUGGCACCGUUAAAGAAACGAACCAUACCCUGUUUGGAACUAAAUGGAGCAGUGCUUGCGAGUACUUUAACCUGCAAAAUUCUUGAAACUCUGCAGCUUAAAUCUACUCACACAUGGUACUGGUGUGAUUCGAAGACAGUGAUCAGCUGGAUUCGGUCCAAUCCUGGACAGCAUAAGCAGUAUGUUGCCAACCGGAUAGCAAAGAUUCAGGAGAUGACAAAUGUAGACGCGUGGCGGUACGUGCCCACUAAAUGCAAUCCGGCUGAUGUCGCGUCUCGUGGCAUUUACCCUUCGCAACUUGAAGACCUUAGCAUAUGGUGGGCGGGCCCCACAUGGCUACAAAAGGACGAAAGCUAUUGGCCAGCAAGCAUCGUGAUUGAACCAACAAGCACCCAGGCGGCUGGGAACGACGAUCUUAGCAUUGUGUCACUAAUAUCGGUUCCUAAGCCUGAUGACUGGAUUCUUCAAAAAUACUCGUGUAUCCAAAAGCUACUAGCCGUCACUGCUUGGUGCCUGCGUUUUUCAGCUGUCGAAGCGACGCCAGCGCCAACGAGUAGUAUAAAUAUAGCGGUUCUGGAACCGGAGCAGCAGCAAUUUCACCGUUACUAUAUGGUUUGCUCCUGCUCCGGUUCCAGAACCGCUAUAAGGUUAUGGCCCAGCAUUGGCUUUGAAAUAUAA